Brachypodium distachyon (stiff brome) is the source of this 2656-nucleotide messenger RNA. Its product is annotated as pentatricopeptide repeat-containing protein At1g09900-like. Bases 101 to 1567 code for a protein of 488 amino acids. The record is from RefSeq and is a predicted model, not a curated record. The transcript has 4 exons. NCBI's taxonomy places the organism in Eukaryota, Viridiplantae, Streptophyta, Magnoliopsida, Poales, Poaceae. Gene Ontology annotation, molecular function: protein binding.
CCGUUUAAAGGUGAAGGGGGUUUAAUCCUCUCCAAAAUAAAGUGGAGGGGGUUUAACGGCCGGCGUACCUUCGGCUGCCGACCACCUCGGUGCCAUCCCGAUGCGCUUCUCAUUGCGCCGUCCACAUAGCCGCCCCUCUUCCUCCCCCCUCCCCGCUACCGCCGCCGCCGCCGCCUCCUGUCACCGAAUCGCCGUGCUAUCGACCGCAUCUCCCUCCUAUGCAGCGUCGGCCGGAGGCGCCGCCUUCCUGCCCACCGUGCGCCUCAAUCGCGAACUCGCCAGGUGCGCCCGGUCCUGCCCCGUCUCCGCCCUCGCCCGCUUCUCCCGCGUGCUCCGCGCGGGUUCCCCGCCGCCCGACGCAGCCACAUUCAAUGUCCUCCUGCAAUGCCUAUGCCUGCUUGGCCGCCUCGCUGCCGCCCGCAGGCUGUUUGACGCAAUGCGCGGCCUGGCGCCCGGGCUCCCCAGCGUAGUCUCCUGCAACACCCUCGCCAAGGGGUACUGCCUCGGCGGACGCCUCACCGACGUGCUCGACUUGCUGAGCUGGAUGCUGGGCGCUGCAUUGCAACCUAACAAGCGGACCUACUCAAUCAUCAUUGAUGGGGCCUGCGGCAUGGGCUACCCGGAGCUCGGCUUUGGAUUCCUGGUCAGUAUGCUUCGUGGUGGGCUGUUCCCGAGCGUUCCGACAUACAGCUGCCUGCUCGCUGGGCUGUGCACUCGGGGUGGCAAUUUGAAGCAGGCGCUGGUGCUCUAUGGGAGGAUGGUGAAGAUGGGAGUCAGAGGGAACAUUGUGUCAUACUCGGGCUUCUUGAAUGCUCUGUGCCGUACGGAGAUGGUCACACAAGCAGAGGUUCUCCUAGGCGACAUGCUAGUUGCUGGUUGCCCGCCGAAUGUCGUGACAUGUACUGCUUUGGUGAAAGGAUUAUGUACAAUCGGACGAGUUCAUCAUGCAAGGAUCGUGAUAAAGCACAUGGUCAAUCUUGGAAUUGUUCCCAAUGUUGUCACAUACACCACAUUGAUGUCUGGUCUCUGUAAGGAAGGGAGAAUGGGGGAAGCUGUAGGUCUCCUAGGUGAGAUGCAACAGCAGGGAGUUAAACCUAAUGAAUUUACAUAUAGCACAUUGUUGAAUGGAUUGUGUAAAGAAGGAAGGCUUGAUGACGCAGUCAAUCUUUUUGGCCAAAUGGAGAAGGAAAAUUGUGCUAACAGAAUGUUUGCCUAUAAUGUUCUAAUAAGUGGGUUCUGCAAAAUGGGGAACUUGCGGCAAGCCCUUAAGUACUUCUAUGACAUGGGACACAAGGGCUUCUUACCUGAUAUAGUUACAUACAACACUUUAAUGGAUGGUUACUGUAAGUUAGAUCAGAUUGAAACUGCAAAGGGCUUGCUGGCUGACAUGGAAAAACAAGGAUUACAACCAAACAUAGUUAGUUACAACAUAUUAAUUUCUUGUUUAGCUAGAUUAGGAGAUGCUGAACAGGCAGCCAUUUUAGCACAGGAGAUGUCUAAGAAAGGAAUUGAGCUUGACCACAUUGGCCACUGUAUACUUUCACAAGGAAUGCGAAGAAAAGUUUAAAUUUUUAGCAGUGCUCAGGUUCUUCUCUGGAGCUGCAAAUGGACCUGCAAUUAAAUAUUUGAUUCUUAAGGAUGGUCGUGGUGCAGAUGGAUAGGGAGAGGCAAUGAGUCUUUAUGUGUAAUCAGUUGGAGAUUUGUCUUCUGCAAACUUGCUGAUUAACCUGAGGACAUCAUGAUUUUGGAGGAAGCAUUCCAUUCAUGGUAAAGAUUGUGAAAUCUGUUUAUGAAAAUUAUCUAGGAUACCGAAGUCUGCGAUGACCUGCAUAAUCUUUUGGAAGUGAACCCAAGAAUGUCUACAUUGUUCUACAAUAUCCCUCUGUUGAUGUUAGAACCUCUAUGAUGAACUGAUUAUUUCAAGCCACUUCACACCGUGGCUGCAAGUGAACUAAAAUAUCUAUUUGGUCACUGUGAUUUCAUUUAUCAUCAACCUUCCAUGAACAUGGGAGAUUAUGUAUGGAAACAGACCUGCAAAGGCAGGACUUAGAGCUUCAUUCAAUGAAAGUACAAGAAUAUUUUAGCCAAAAUGUUGUUUAAAUGUUCCAAAAGAGAGCAGUUUUAGUUAUCUUCAGAAUCUAAAUUGAAUCAGGCCUGGGUGACAAAAUUCUGCCUGAAGCCUGUGACUGUUUAUGCCCUGAAGGACUUCACGUCUGCCAAGUUGUUCCAGAACAUGCGUCAUAUAUGAAACGGGAUAUUUGACCACUUGACACUGUGUGGAGAAAAGUAAGGAGUGGCCUAUAUGACUGGAAGAUGUUAGACUCUCAGUAAAUUAUUCAGGCCCAAAACAAUUGUUAGUGCUACUAUCCUAAACGUUGGUACGCAAUCAAAACUCUGGGGCUUUAUUAGCAGUAGAGAGUAGAGGUUCAACUUUCAAGGGGCAUCAUUGAUGAGGAGCAGCAAAAGGCCAAAAACGUGUUUUGAACAUACACUGAAAUUACAAUCAAAAGGGAGGGUUUACAAUGACCUUCAACUAGCAAGAUUGUUGGAACUGAAGUCGAAGCAUGCUAUCUUGGAGGUAGACUGCUUGAAGUUGGUGCAACUUUUGAGGCAGCAGGAUGUGAAUCAAUCUGUUAUAUAUCCUGCAUUUUUGUUC